Messenger RNA from Trichomonas vaginalis G3, 1755 nucleotides. Its product is annotated as phage tail repeat-like family. The transcript has a single exon. The coding region runs from base 1 to 1755 and encodes 584 amino acids. Lineage: Eukaryota; Parabasalia; Trichomonadida; Trichomonadidae. The record is from RefSeq and is a predicted model, not a curated record.
AUGAAGAGAAUAAAUGAAAAAGGAAUUGGUGAUAUCAUUAAUGUCAGCGAUGUAAUGAUGAAAAGAAAUUUUGACUCAUUAUUUACAAAACCGAAAACAGAAUAUAGUCUUUAUGACGUAAUUACCGAAUUAAUGAAAAAGAUUAAUGAUAAUAAGAGUUCUGGCGGAAGAGUUGAACUUGAAAUAAAUGAGAUAGAAGAGAAAUUAGCCGAAAAAGCAGAUAAAAACCAUGUUCAUUAUAUAAGUUCAGACAAACAGAUUAUAACGGACUACCAUGGAUAUUUAACACAGGAUGAACAAAUAAGCACUGAAGAUGUUAAUGAAAGAAGAUAUAAAUACAUUCGUGCUAAAGGUUAUGACAUAAGCUGUACUGUACAGUAUGACACGGGUAAAGCACUAGAAGCAUUUGGUUAUAACGAUGAAAUAUAUGCCUCUAGUUUCUUUGUUAACGGUGUAUUAGUUGAACCAAGAUUUACUUUGAGAGUUAAGGCAAAAAUAACUUUUGAAGAUGCUAUUAAAAGUAAAGCUGACAAAGAUGAACUUGACGCAACGAACAAAGUUUUGAAAUCUCAUAAACACAAUAUCUCCGAUAUAAAUGAACUUCAAGCUACAUUAAAUAGUAAAGCUGACAAAAACCAUACACAUGAAUCCUUCACUACUGUUAGAGCAGACGACAUAAUAUUGAACUUUGACCUUGGUUCAAGUGCACCUUUAGAGAAUCCAAGCACUAGUGUAAAAGACACGCUUAACAGUUUAGAUAACAGUUGCAGGAACAUUGAAGGUCAUGCCAGAAACUUUGAAGCACAUGAACUACCAGCAAUGUUAGAUAAGAAAGCAGACAAAAACCAUACACAUAACUCCUUCUCAACUGUUGCUAUAGAAAGUAUUGAAGGAACGGUUGGCGGAACUGGUGGGAAUGCAUUAUAUUAUAAACCUCCUAACUUUCCACAAGGUUUAACAUCGAAUGAAAACAUAACAACGAAGAAAGAAAUUAGCUGUAAAAAUGUUUAUGUCAUGGAUGAUGAAAAUAAUGUUAAAUUCACUGCUCAAGAUUUAUAUGAUAAUAAAGCUGACAAGAACCAUACACAUAAAUCCUUCACUACUGUUAGAGCAGACGACAUAAUAUUGAACUUUGACCUUGGUUCAAGUGCACCUUUAGAAAAUCCAAGUACAAGCGUAAAAGAUACUCUUAACAGUUUAGAUAACAGUUGCAGGAAUAUCGAAGAUCAUGCCAGAAACUUUGAAGCACAUGAACUACCAACAAUGUUAGAUAAGAAAGCUGACAAAACAGAGCUUCAAACAUUAAAGACGGAAAUACUUCAAACAUUAUAUCCUGUUGGUUCUAUUUAUACGUCAAUGAACUCAACAAAUCCAGCAACAGUUUUAGGUUUUGGUAUGUGGAAGCAGAUUGUAGACAAAUUCCUCUAUUGUGCGAACUCUUCAAAGCAAACAGGAGGUUCGAAGAAAAUUAAAGAAGCAAACCUUCCACCGCACACUCAUACAGGAACUACAAACACAACAGGAAAUCAUUCACAUUCAAUAACAAAAAGAGGUUAUAUAAAUCUUGCAGCGGGUUCGGAUAGAUGGGGAAUGAAUAGAUAUGAUAUCACAACUGACCCAGUAGAUUCAAGCGCAGGUAUUUUCUGUGGAACCGCAGGUAAUCAUUCACACACUUUCACAACAAAUCCAACAGGCUCGGGUGAAGAUUAUAUGCCACCAUUUGUGACUGUAUUCGCAUGGUAUAGAGCUGCUUAA